This is a messenger RNA of Striga asiatica, 2394 nucleotides long. NCBI's taxonomy places the organism in Eukaryota, Viridiplantae, Streptophyta, Magnoliopsida, Lamiales, Orobanchaceae. The record is from the annotation of a GenBank genome assembly.
AAAAAGUAAAAACCAUCAUUUUCUUCCCCUAAUAAAUAUAAACAAAUUUCCAAUUGCAAGUGCUCUGUACAACAUUUCCUCAAUCCCCAACUUCUGCCCCCUUUAUUUCCUUUCUCGAUUGGAAGACAGAUCGAGGCUGCAAUUCAACUUUAAAGCUAGGGUUAGGGUUUUUGAUUGUUGUUCUCGAUUUUAGCGACUGAAAUUAACCAAUGGGGGCUGAGGCUGAGUCUAGCUUGGGCGUUGCGGGUGCCGAGGAGGUGAAUAUAAAUAUUCGAGGCUCAAACGGCUCUAAAUUCUCGGUGAAAACGAGCCUCGAAUCGACGGUGGCCGAAUUUAAGGGUGUGUUGGCGCAGAACUGUGACGUGCCCGCUCAACAGCAGCGUCUGAUCUACAAAGGUCGGAUCUUGAAGGACGACCAAACCCUGGCUAGCUAUGGUUUGCAGGCAGAUCACACUAUUCAUAUGGUUCGUGGUUCUGCCCCAGCUGCCUCUCCUCCCGAUUCUGUUCCCACCAGUGCUGGAAACACCAACACCAACAGCCCAACUGUUUCUCCUGGUGGUGGCACAGUUCCUGGAGGGGCUGGGGUGGCUGGUACAGGUGCACCCUUAUUUCCAGGGCUAGGUUUGGGAGCAUUCGGGGGAACCGAAGCAUCAGGCUUAUUUGGUAGUGGACUUCCUGAAUUUGAACAGAUGCAGCAGCAACUCACUCAGAACCCGAACAUGAUGAGGGAUAUCAUGAACACACCAGCCAUCCAAAGCUUAAUGAGCAACCCUGAGAUCAUGCGAAAUUUAAUUAUGAGUAACCCUCAGAUGCGUGAGAUAAUUGACAGGAAUCCUGAACUUGCCCACGUUCUUAAUGAUCCUAGUAUCCUUCGGCAAACAUUAGAAGCUGCAAGGAACCCUGAGUUGAUGCGUGAGAUGAUGCGGAACACAGACAGGGCAAUGAGUAACAUUGAAUCUUCUCCCGAGGGAUUCAACAUGCUGAGGCGCAUGUAUGAAAAUGUCCAAGAACCCUUCUUGAAUGCAACAACAGCAGGUGGUGGUGGUGGUACAGGCACUGGUGCUGGAACUAAUCCAUUUGCAGCUCUCUUGGGGAAUCAAGCUGGUGCCCAAACUAGAGAUGGGUUAAACUCAAAUUCUGGACAUGAGUCUGGGGCUGCUGUGCCUAAUUCUAAUCCACUUCCCAAUCCAUGGAAUAAUACUGGAGGUUCUCAAACAAAUAUUGCUAGGAGAAGUAAUCCGACUGGCGAUGCCAGACUACCUUCAAUUGCUGGAUUGGGAGGUAUUGGUCUCCCGCAGUUGGAUCGUACUGAUCCCGCUGCAUUCAGUCAGUUAUUGCAAAAUCCAGCUGUGGCGCAGAUCACACAAAGCCUGCUUUCCAAUCCUCAGUACAUGGAACAGAUCCUGAGCCUUAAUCCUCAGCUUCGCAGCAUGCUUGAUAUGAAUCCUCAAUUAAGAGAAAUGAUGCAAAACCCUGAAAUUCUUCGACAAUUGACCUCACCUGAGACAAUGCAGCAAAUGAUGACUUUGCAACAACAACUUUCUCAACUUACUCGACAGCAGACACCGUCAUCUAGUUUUAUUUUGAUUACUACCGAUGUCAGGGAUAUAGCAUAUCCAUUAUCCAUAGAUAAAAGGAAUGGAGCUGAGACUGGUCAAGGAGCACAAAGCAACAUGGGUUUAGAGAUGCUGAUGAAUAUGUUUGGUGGACUUGGAGCUGGCGGGUUUGCGGCUUCGAACAAUCCUAAUGUACCCCCAGAAGAACUGUAUGCAAGCCAGCUGUCUCAGCUGCAAGAGAUGGGUUUUUACGACACUCAAGAGAAUAUCAGAGCCCUCCGUGCCACUUCAGGAAAUGUUCACGCAGCUGUAGAACGGCUUUUGGGAAACCCGGGUGAAUAAGUCUCUCGACACUUGUAUUUACAGGCAGAGCAUAUUACAUGAUACAACACCUUCUAUUCUGGCUCGAGAAUUUUAAGUUCAUCUUUUUUAUUAAAAUGGGAGAUUAAAAUAUGACUUCAGAUCAAAGACUCAUGAAUCUGCACCAGUGUACAGCGCACACCUGAUGAGUCUUGCAGAUUAGCCACAUUUUAUUUGGAUAAAAAUGGCUGCACUAUUUAUUGUGUUUUAACAAUACACACAUUUCAUUUUUAACUGUGCGCAUAACGGACAGGUUUGUAGUUCUACCGAGUAGAUGCAUGCGGUGUAUUGCUUGCUUCUCAGGCGUGUGCUAUUGAGUAUUGAUUGUUAUUAUAAUGCCCAGACCUUAUUGGAAUUUAAACCUUCUCUUCUCCCCUUUUAUACACUAAUGCUGUCCUUGUAAGUGUGGUAGUUUCCUUCUCCUAAGCAAAUGAACAAUAUAAUCUGAUUUCAUUUCUAAUUUAUGCAUCGAUUAGAA